This is a messenger RNA of Camellia sinensis, 1931 nucleotides long. It is a transcript of the gene MHX, whose product is annotated as magnesium/proton exchanger. The record is from RefSeq and is a predicted model, not a curated record. Gene Ontology annotation, biological process: transmembrane transport; metal ion transport. Gene Ontology annotation, cellular component: membrane. NCBI's taxonomy places the organism in Eukaryota, Viridiplantae, Streptophyta, Magnoliopsida, Ericales, Theaceae.
UCCAUAGCAGACUUGGGGGGCAAAAUUAGAAGGUAAAUCAUUUUUUUUAAACAUAUAGGUACAGUCUCCAUCGAAUUCAAAGACAGCAGGAUUCUUCGGAUUUGAGGCUCUUCGUCAUUAUAUGCAUCGACGGCUCUCCGGCGAUCUCCAGAUUUCACGGCCAGAGAUCUCCGGCGAUCCGUACACCUCUACUCUUCAGAUACGUAAUUACUUGCAACAAGUAAUCCUCCAUUUGCUUGAGCAGUGAAAUUCGAACUACUUUGAAUGGUCUCCAUGUAUAACCAUUCUGCUGAGAGCAUACAUCGAAUUUCCAAUAUUUUUGGGCAUGAAAAAUGCGUAGACUACUUCAUUUUUAGUGGUGAAACUGCCCUUAGUGAUGGAUUCAGGGCCUUUUUGUAUUUUCUUGGUCUUGGUUAUUGUUUUAUUGGAUUAUCAGCUAUAACUGAUCGGUUCUUCCGGUCUAUGGAAAAUGUUGUUAAACACACUCGGACUGUGGUGGAGAUAGAUCCUUUAACAAAUACUGAAGUUGUUAGAUAUGAAAAAGUGUGGAAUUACACAAUUGCUGACAUCACCUUGCUGGCGUUUGGGACUAGCUUCCCUCAAAUCUCUUUGGCUACCAUUGAUGCCUUACGAAACCUUGGGGAAUUGUAUGCCGGAGGUUUGGGUCCUGGAACACUUGUUGGCUCUGCUGCAUUCGACCUAUUUCCUAUCCAUGCUGUUUGCGUUGUGGUUCCAAAAGCUGGAGAAUUGAAAAAGAUUUCAGAUUUAGGAGUUUGGCUAGUAGAACUCUUUUGGUCCUUUUGGGCCUAUGUUUGGCUAUACAUAAUAUUGGAGGUAUGGACUCCAAAUGUUGUUACCUUAUGGGAAGCCUUAUUGACAGUGCUCCAGUUUGGGUUUUUGCUGAUACAUGCUUAUGUUCAGGACAAGCGUUGGCCCUACUUGUCUCUUCCUUUCGCAAGAACUGAGAGGCCAGAGGACUGGGUGCCAGAAGAGGUUGCUUUUUGCAAACAUGACAAUGUCUCUGAUGAGUAUUCUGAAGUACUUCAAGAUGGUGAAGAUGAAAGUAGAAGCAUCGGUGAUAUUUUUACUGUUCAUUCAGGAAACGGGGCAGGAACUUAUCAAAAUGUGCCUGGUAGUGAUCUAGCUGAAUCUUCAAGUGAACAUUUUGUAAAAAAGAUUGAUUCUGAAGAAUCUCAUGUGCUCUCAAUUUGGAAGCAGCAAUUUGUGGAUGCACUCAAGUUGGAGAGCACAGAAUCAAGAAAAUUGAACAAUAUCUACCUGCGGGUCGGAAGAAUUUUUGGGCAGAUACUCCUUGUACCAUGGAGACUUUUGUUUGCUUUUGUCCCUCCUUGUCAAAUUGCUCAUGGGUGGAUUGCUUUCAUUUGCUCCCUACUUUUCAUCAGUGGGAUAGCAUACAUUGUCACACAGUUCACAGAUCUAAUAAGCUGUGUCACAGGAAUAAAUGCGUAUGUCAUAGCAUUUACUGCAUUGGCGGCUGGAACCUCGUGGCCGGAUUUGGUGGCAAGCAAGAUUGCUGCUGAACGUCAGACAACAGCAGAUUCUGCCAUAGCAAACAUCACUUGCAGCAAUUCGGUGAACAUUUAUAUUGGCAUUGCACCAUGGUUCAUUGACACAGCAUACAACUUCAUAACAUUAAGGGAACCUUUGCGGAUCCAGAACGCCAAGGGACUCAGCUUCUCUUUGCUUGUCUUCUUUUGUACUUCUGUAGGCUGUAUCGCUGUUCUAGUAUUUAGACGUCAAACAUUGGGAGCUGAGCUUGGAGGGCCAAGGCUAUGGGCCUGGCUUACUUCCGCUUACCUCAUGAUGCUUUGGAUUAUUUUUGUUGUGUUGUCUUCCCUUAAAGUUUCAGACAUCAUAUGAAUGUUUUUCUCACUCUAUUUUUUACCUCCACAAACCUUGCUUUUGAUUGA